This is a messenger RNA of Manis pentadactyla (Chinese pangolin), 4042 nucleotides long. RefSeq names its product adhesion G protein-coupled receptor D2 (gene ADGRD2). Gene Ontology annotation, molecular function: G protein-coupled receptor activity. The record is from RefSeq and is a predicted model, not a curated record. Gene Ontology annotation, biological process: cell surface receptor signaling pathway; adenylate cyclase-activating G protein-coupled receptor signaling pathway. NCBI's taxonomy places the organism in Eukaryota, Metazoa, Chordata, Mammalia, Pholidota, Manidae. Gene Ontology annotation, cellular component: membrane.
AUGCAGCAUCCGGACUUGGGUCCCGGAAACAUCUCGCAGAGUGAGCCGACCGCGGGCACCAGGGCAGGAGAAGCAGCCCUGUGUCCUUGGCCCUGCCCCCGCCAAGGGUUACAUGCCUGCAGUGCUCUCCCACACCACCUCUCUUCUGACCCUGCAGCCCCAGUGGUCCCCGGAGACGUGGUGGAGAUCGCAGGUGGGGCGUGCCAGUUCCCGGGGCAGCAGCUGAGCUGGUGGCAGGCUCAAGAGUACCGCGAGCUGCGGUUUGGCCACCUGGGACCCCCAAAUGGGGUCCUUGCUCCACGGCUUCCCGACCCCAUAGGCCAAAGAGAGGCCCCUCUGCGGAGAUACCCCCAGAAGUGCGUGCUUACCACCGCCGCGCUGGUGUUUGGCGAGAGGACCGCGCACAGGGCCGCGCGGCUGCGGACGCCCCUGCCGGCGCUCGGGGCGCUGACGGCGUGCGCGCACGUGCGGUGGGACCCCGCCGCGGCCGAUCUCACCGCGCUCUGCUCCCUCGCGGCGCCCGCGCUGGCCAAUGCGCUGCACCUGCGCGGAGCCGAGCCGGCCAGCGCCGUGCACGUAGCGCUGGUGGUGCGCGGACACCACGCGCCCUUCCGCGCCCACGGCCCUUGGCACCAUGUGUGCGCCACCUGGGAAAAGCGCGGCGGGCGGUGGGCGCUGUUUGCCGACGGGCGGCGACGCGAGGGCGCGGGCCACCCGGUGCCACCUAGCGGCAUCCUCGUGCUGAGCCAGGAUCAGGACUCGCUGGGCGGCGGGUUCUCGGCGCGUGACGCCUUCAGCGGCAACCUCACCAACUUCCAUAUGUGGGUGCGGGCGCUGAGCCCCGCGCAGCUGCACCAGGCAAGGGCCUGUGCGCCGCCCCGCGACGGCCUGCUCCUGCGCUAGGACCUGGGCGACCUGGACGUUACGCCCUCGCUGCUGCCGCCGGUGCGAGUGCGCCUUCCCUGUCCCGUGCCCUCAGAGGAGUGCCCUUCGUGGGACCCAGGACCCCGCACUGAGGGCUCUUUGCUCUGCCUGCAGCCACAUCCCUUGUGGAUUGAGCCCAGAAGAAGCUCUCGUCACAUCUACAGUUUCCCCGGCUACUGGACAGGUGUGCCCUGGCUGUGCCCUAGGCUCUCUGUAAUGUGUUGUUCCUCUCUGGGCAGCACAUGGAAGGUUGGGCACCUCUGGGCAGAAUGUUGCCCCAUGGCCUGGCCUGCCAUCCCCUCCUCUGCAGAGACCUAUCAGCGACUGCAGAAUGCCCAGUCAUGGCUUGGCCAGGAUGUUAUCAGCCGAGUCAAUGCUUUGGCCAAUCUCCUCCCUGACCCCCUCUCUGAAGCCCGUGGGCACCUGUCACUGGCUGAGGCGUCCAGCUUCCUGGGGAUCCUAGAGAGAGUCCUGGUGAAGGAGGCAGUUCCCCUGGGGCCGGCUGCGCUGCUGGCUGUCGUGCACUUCCUGAGGAGGGUGACGGCCCUCGUGGCUGGGGAGCCAGAGCCCCAGACAGGGCCCUGGGAGCAGCUGGGCCAGGGCGUCGUGUCUGUGGCCAGCCUGGUCCUGGAGGAGCAGCUGGUUGGUAUCUGGCCGGCAGGCAGUGAGGCAGUUGGUGGGUCCAUGGCCCUGGUGGCAAGUGUACAGCACCUGGCAUCCCUGCUGAGCACCAUGCUGACCUCUGAGCAGCCCCAACUUCACAUCCAGGACCACUGAGCCAGCCUGAAGAUGCGGAGUCUACACCUGAGGGAGGCCAGUACAGAGGGCUUCGUGUUCACAAUGCCAGGCGGGCAUCCAGAGGGGCCCGGCCACAUCCAUGUUCCCGCAGGUAAAGUGAAGCGACUCCUCGGGAAAGGCCUCUCUGGAGUCACCGUGAUGCACAGCUGGUUCAGCUCAGGCAUGUUCCAGCACGCCCUGGAGGAACCCGGCCUGGAACCCCAGGCCCCUGGCAGCGUGGGAGAGGCAGGCAGUACGCAGAGAUUUCUAUGCAUGCAGGUGGGGUCAGCCAUCAUCUCCUCUGAGGUGUGGGACAUAACCGGAAAGGUCAACACGGCUGUGACCUUUCACCUGCAACACCAGGCCCAGGCCUUCCCUCAGAAGCUGGUGGAGCCUGUCUGUGCCUCCUGGAACUUCAGCAACAGCCCAGACACAGGGGGCUCCUGGGCCACUACUGGCUGCUCCGUGGCUGCCUUGCACCAGGACUCCACCGCCUGCUUCCACAACCACAGCACCAACUUUGCUGUCCUGCUGCAGAGAGGUCCUGAGGAGGAGUCACUGCUGAGGAUGCUGUCAUUUGUGGGCUGUGGUGUGUCCUUCUGUGCCCUCGCCACCACCUUCUUGCUCUUCCUGGCAGCUGGGGUCCCUAAGUCUGGGCGAACCACCGUCCGCAAGAACCUUACCUUCUCCCUGGCCUCCACAGAGGGCUUCCUCAUGGCCAGCGAGUGGGCAAAGGCCAGCAAGGUGGCGUGUGUGGCCGUCACAGCUGCAGUGCACCUCCUCUUUUUGGUUGCCUUCUCCUGGAUGUUGGUGGAGGGCCUGCUGCUGCGGAGCAAGGUGGUGACUGUGAGCCUGCACCCAGGCCCCGGGAUGAUGCUCCACUAUGCCACAGGCUGGGGCAUGACUGUGGCCAUCGUGGCCAUCACCCUUGCCAUGUCCCCCCAUGACUACGUGGCUGCUGGGCACUGCUGGCUCACUGUGCACACAGAUAUCAUCUGGGCUUUUGUGGGGCCUGUACUCUUUGUGCUGACCAUGAGCAGGGAGGCCAAUACCUGCAUCCUGGUCCGUGUGGUGAUGGUCACUGCAUCCAGCACCCGCCACCGCGCCUGCAUGCUGAGCCCGCAGCCCUGCCUACAGCAGCAGAUCAGUAUCCAGAUAUGGGCCACGGUGAAGCCCGUGCUGGUCCUGCUGCCUGUCCUGGGCCUGACCUGGCUGGUCGGCAUGCUGGUGCACGUCAGCCCAGCCUGGGCCUGUGCCACCGUGGGCCUCAAUUCCUUCCAGGGGCCAUACAUCUUCCUGGUCUGUGCUGCCUACAAUGGGGAGGUCCCAAGCACCCUGCAGAGGAUGACUGAGAAGAAGGCAGUGGAGGCAUUCACUGUGCACGCAGGCAUGGGGCCCCAGGGCUGGGAGGUCCCACCAACAACUGGGGUCCCAGGGCCCCUGCCCUUUCCUUUCAGGCCUGCUCCAGUCCUGUGGGCCCAGGACUCUGCUCUAGGCCCUCAGAUCCCUGGGAGGCAGCCCAAAACAACCCCAGAUCCUUGGCUCCACCCUGAAAACACCUGGCUCUUAGAGGGAAGGCCAAGUGCUAACCACUGCCUCAGUUUCCCCAGUGCUGAGGUAGAGCUGAGAAGGCAACAGCAGAUCCUAUUAGCCCAUCUUAAAGACAAGGAGACUGAGGCCCAGGGAAUUCUGCAACUGUGAGGCAUGGGGUUGGCUUAGAAAUGGCUCAUUUCCUCCCACCCCCACAGCAAGCAGGUGACAGGGAGGGGCCCUUGGUAGCCCAGAGGCAGGGUCUGCCCAGGGUCACCUUCCCUGGGCUCCUGUACAGAGUGGGCUGGGGUUCCUGGAGGCAGGUGGGCAGAUGAGGCUCAGGUGCUUGGGACAGGGCAUGGUUUUAAUGACUUCCAGUCCAGCCAGGAGUUCCAGCCCAGCUCCUAGUUCAUCUGCUGUGUGCCCUUAAGCAAGUUACUUUCCCUCCCUAGGCCUUAGUUUCUAUACUAAUCAUGGGGUAAACCUUUGAGUGGAUUCUUAGGGUCUUUGAUAAUGAGCUCCCCAUCCAGAGUGGGGUAGCAGAGAGAGCUUCCUGCCUCAGCCUUCCAAAAGUUCAUCUAAAGUGUCUCCCCCACUAGGGACCUCCAGCCGCAGAAGGCCCACAACCUUCUCCACUGUGCAGCCGGAGAGAGCAGGGAGGCUGGGCCCGGGGUGGCAGGGCUCUUCCAUGGGGCUGGCAAGUGGUCGGGCAGAGUGGGGGUGGGGGCUUGCCCUGGGGACCCAAGGACCCCAUUCCUCAGUUACCAGGCUGAAGGAAUAUGGGAGCAGCUGGGGGCUGCUGCCUGCCCGC